Molecule: messenger RNA, 526 nt
Organism: Umbelopsis ramanniana AG
Lineage: Eukaryota; Fungi; Mucoromycota; Umbelopsidomycetes; Umbelopsidales; Umbelopsidaceae
Exons: 4
Coding region: 11-346 (111 amino acids)
Biological process (GO): mitochondrial respirasome assembly
Cellular component (GO): mitochondrion
Source: RefSeq, a predicted model, not a curated record
CUCUUUACUUAUGCCCGACAAAUAUUAUGAAGAACGUCUAGAGGAUAUGGAGAGGAUGCGCUUUGCUCUAGAUCAGGAGACUGGAGCACAGAGAAUGAAGAGAAAAUUCAGAGAGGAACCCUUCGUACCCGCAGGUGUCGCGCUCACCUGCUUUGCACUGGUUGCAGCGACAGUAGGUAUAAAACAAGGACGGAGGCAGUACGCUAACAAUAUGAUGCGUUUGCGAGUGGCAGCGCAAGGUUUGACAGUUGGUGCGAUGGUCAUAGGUUCUAUUGUAUAUAGUAGGCAGCAGCAGGAAGAGAAGUUUGCGCGCGAGAGAGAGGCGAGGAGGGUUCGAAAUUUGUGAAAACGAUACACGAGAGAAAAUAAUUUGCAUUUGUACAACUUGCUUAAAAGAAAUUGUAUUAUCGUCACUAAAAUGGUAACUGUGUAAAAAGGUAUGGUGUCUAGUGUACAGCCAUACACGUUGGAUGUAAAGCGUUGAAUCGAUAAUGAUGCUGUGUUGCAAUUGAAGUCAUGGUUCGUU